AUGUACCAAUUGGAUAUUACAUUAAGACGAGGUACUAACUUAGCAGCUCGUGAUCGAAGAGGAACAAGUGAUCCAUAUGUGAAGUUUAAACUUGGUGGAAAAGAAAUCUUUAGAAGUAAAACAAUCAGUAAGAAUCUUAAUCCUGUUUGGGAGGAAAGAACUUCCAUUUUUAUUGAACACUUAAGGGAACAACUGUAUAUAAAGGUUUUUGAUUAUGAUUUUGGACUUCAAGAUGAUUUUAUGGGGUCAGCUUUUUUGGACCUGAAUUCCCUAGAACAAAAUAGGCCUGUUGAUGUUAUAUUGAGUCUGAAGGACUCACAUUAUCCAGACCAAGCUCUUGGGACUAUAUUGUUAAACGUGUUGCUGACCCCAAAAGAGCAGCAGAGGGAAGGGACAAUGCUAAUGAGGAAGAGUUGGAAAAGAACAAGUAAGUUUCAGACCCAGAGUAUACGUCUGUCAGACCUGCACAGAAAAGCUCAGUUAUGGAGAGGAAUAGUCAGUAUCGUUUUAAUUGAAGGUCAUGGACUCAAAGCCAUGGACUCAAAUGGGCUGAGUGAUCCAUAUGUGAAAUUUCGGCUGGGACACCAAAAGUACAAGAGUAAGAUAAUGUCAAAAACCUUGAAUCCCAGGUGGAGGGAACAAUUUGACUUACAUCUUUAUGAGGAACGAGGUGGAAUUAUUGAUAUUACAGUAUGGGACAGAGAUGCUGGCAAAAAGGAUGAUUUUAUUGGCAGGUGCCAGAUUGACCUGUCAACUCUAAGCAAAGAGCACACUCAUAAGCUAGAGCUGCCUCUGGAAGAAGGCGAAGGGCAUCUGGUACUGCUGGUUACAUUGACUGCUUCAGCCGCGGUCACCAUCUCUGAGCUCUCAAUGAAUGCCUUGGAAGACCCAAAGGAACAGAAAGAAAUCCUAAAAAGAUAUAACCUAAUGCAGAUGUUUCAAAAUAUAAAGGAUGUGGGAUUUCUCCAGGUGAAGGUCAUCAGAGCAGAAGGUUUGAUGGCAGCUGAUGUUACAGGUAAAAGUGAUCCAUUUUGUGUAAUUGAAUUGAACAACGAUAGAUUGUUGACCCACACAAUAUAUAAGAACCUUAAUCCUGAGUGGAACAAAAUCUUCACUUUCAAUAUUAAAGAUAUACACUCAGUUCUUGAAGUGACAGUUUAUGAUGAAGAUCGUGAUCGGAGUGCGGACUUCCUAGGCAAAGUGGUUAUUCCAUUAUUGUAUAUUCAAAAUGGUGAACAGAAAGCCUACGUUUUGAAAAACAAGCAGCUGACAGGGCCAACAAAGGGGGUCAUCUAUCUUGAAAUGGAUGUGAUUUUUAAUGCUGUGAAAGCCAGCAUCCAAACAUUAAUUCCCAAAGAACAGAAAUAUAUUGAAGAAGAAAACAGACUAUCUAAACAGCUUCUUCUAAGGAACUUUAUCCGUGUGAAACAUUGCAUCAUGGUCAUUAUAAAUGCUGCCUACUUUAUAAAUGGUUGUUUUGAGUGGGAGUCACCACCAAGAAGUCUGGCUGCUUUUGUGCUUUUCCUUAUUGGAACAUGGAAUUUUGAGCUGUACAUGAUUCCACUGGUCUUGUUCCUGCUGUUGGUGUGGAAUUACUUCUUGAUCUUAUCAGGAAAAGAUAAUCGGCCACAUGAUAAUGUGAUGGAGGACAUGCUAGAGGACGAGGAAGAAGAUGAUGACAGAGAUGACAAGGACAGUGAAAAGAAAGGAUUUAUUAAUAAACUCUAUGCCAUUCAGGAAGUGUGUAUCAGUGUUCAGAACGUCCUUGAUGAGGUGGCUUCUCUUGCAGAAAGGAUUAAGAAUAUAUUCAACUGGACUGUUCCAUUCUUAAGCUGGCUGGCUAUUGUUGCCCUCUGUGUGUUCACAAUCAUGCUGUAUUUCAUUCCACUGAGAUACAUUGUCCUUGUCUGGGGCAUCAACAAAUUUACAAAGAAACUCCGAAAUCCAUAUGCAAUUGAUAACAACGAACUACUUGAUUUUCUUUCCAGAGUCCCUUCAGAUGUGCAAGUGGUGCAAUAUCAAGAACUGAAACAAGACCUUUCUCACAGUCCAAGUAAGAGGAAAUAA
This is a messenger RNA of Protobothrops mucrosquamatus (brown spotted pit viper), 2067 nucleotides long. It is a transcript of the gene MCTP1, whose product is annotated as multiple C2 and transmembrane domain containing 1. Gene Ontology annotation, molecular function: calcium ion binding. Lineage: Eukaryota; Metazoa; Chordata; Lepidosauria; Squamata; Viperidae. The transcript is spliced from 20 exons. The record is from RefSeq and is a predicted model, not a curated record. Gene Ontology annotation, biological process: regulation of neurotransmitter secretion. Gene Ontology annotation, cellular component: synaptic vesicle membrane. The coding region runs from base 1 to 2067 and encodes 688 amino acids.